Molecule: messenger RNA, 1185 nt
Organism: Cooperia oncophora
Lineage: Eukaryota; Metazoa; Nematoda; Chromadorea; Rhabditida; Trichostrongylidae
Source: the annotation of a GenBank genome assembly
AUGGAUGAGCCGUGCGAGAUGAUUAAUGGCGAGGCUACAAAGGCGGAUUAUCAAAGUUAUGAGCAUGCGUUCUGCGUUGAGCCAAACAUAAGCGCUAUCGAGAGUGCUCAGCAACGGUUUUCACAACUUCUCUCUCGUCAUUUCGCGUACGGCGAAGAUUUGCGGAAUCUCUCGCAAGAAAUACGUGACUACUAUAUUGCGAAUCGUGAGACAUCAGAAGACUACGAAAUGAAGAUGUCGUCAAUGUGCGAAAUCGGUCGAAUCAUUAGAAAGCAUAGGAGAUGGAAGUUCAAACUAUUCCCUUCCGGUUCGACUGUUACAAGUCUGGCGUCAAAGGGAUGUGAUCUUGACGUUACAGUAUGGAUCCCCCAUGCACGGAGAUAUUACGCAACUGACUCUGAAGCCGCCUUCGACAUCCUCAGAAAUAUCCGACAUUUUCUGUUUACCGAUGAAGAGAUCAACUACAAGUUGCAAUCUGUUCUGUAUGUUGAAGCAAAGGUACCAGUUUUGAAAGUUAAAUGGAAGAAAGGAUUAGAAAUCGAUCUGAGUUGCAUUACGGAAGACUAUGUUUCGGGAAUUCAUAACAGUUACCUUAUCCGUGGAUUUUCCUUGUGGGAUGAAAGAUUUGCUCCGCUGUGCAUGCUAGUGAAAGAUUGGGCAAGUCGGAACGAUGUGAAGAAUGCAAAGCACGGAGGAUUCAACAGUUACGCGAUGGUUCUCCUCGUCGUUCACUUUCUCCAAUGUGGCGUCUUUCCUCCAGUUUUACCCAAUUUGCAAGAACUUUUUCCGAGAAAGUAUGCGCGAAACUGUGACGGCGACAUCAGAUUGCCUAAAGUAUUAGAUUUUGAUGAUAGGAGCUUCCCCGAUAACUAUCCAGUGAUGGAGAAAUGUGCUAUGUCACUUGCGGAGCUGUUUCUGCGGUUUCUCGACUACUACAGCAGAUUCGAUUUUGGUCAUCACUAUAUCUGCAUGCGUGAUGCUGCGGUGAGAUGGAGGGAUGGUCGAGAUGGAUCGACAAGAGUCAACGAUGGCAUAGUUGUCUUCAUUCGUGAUCCUAUUGAUGACCACAACCCAGGCAGGACUGUUCGAGAUGUGGAGUAUCUGCAGAACAAGAUGAGGAGAACUCUUCGGUUAUUCCAAACGAAAAAGUUUCCAACGCUAGCACAGAUCCUCGAAAAUCAUUGA